GAGGAAAAAGCGACCGUCUCUUGCCUUGGAAAUGCGCGUCAGGGACCGCGGUAGCCAAUCUGCUUGAGCACGUAUAGACGCUUGUAAUUCACCAGCCCCCUUGCUGUCUCGCGCAGUGCUCUCUUUCCCCACAUAGCAGUGUUCUUGCUGACUCAGUGCCUUGCUCCCUUUUCUCGCCAAGCACCGACCAGAAACUGCGACGCACGCUCCCUCCAGUAGCCUAUAGCCCACUUCAGCAGCACCAACGCCGCACAAACCGACAGACAUGGCUAAAACAGCAAUUGCAUACAAAGAGAAGAUGAAGGAAAUUUCUGUCCUGUCUCUCCUCUGCUCCUGCCUGUACCCUGAGGCACGCAAGAACCUGGUGGGAGAGUUCCAAGUAGCAGGCAUGGAGGUGAAGCCCAUCAACAAGCGUGCCUCUGGCCAGGCCUUCGAGGUGAUCCUGAAGCCCCCCUCCCCGAUGUCGGACGCAGCCCACAGCGUCACCUCGCCCCCUAAGAGGGAGGUCUCUCUGGAGGACAUCCAGAAGAAGCUGGAGGCCGCUGAGGACCGGAGGAGAUCCCAGGAGGCCCAGGUUCUCAGGGCCCUUGCGGAGAAACGGGAGCACGAAAGGGAUGUGCUGCUCAAGGCCAUGGAGGAGAACAGCAACUUCAGCAAGAUGGCAGAGGAGAAGCUGACCAUGAAGAUGGAGCAGAUCAAGGAGAACCGCCAGGCCUACCUGGCCUCCAUCAUGGAGCGCCUGCAGGAGAAGGAGAGGCAUGCCCAGGUGGUGCGCAGGAACAAAGAGCUCAGGGAAGAGCUGACAGCGUGAGCAGAUGAGGGGCGCCACCGACCAUCGUACCCCCCUACAGCCACCCUUCCCCCGACAGCCCCGCCCUGAGGGACCCCCAGAUCCCCCUACUACUACAGCCCCCACAGCAUCAGACGACCCCCCCCCCCCGCCUUGAGGGAGGAGGAUGACCAACCCACCCACCGCCAGCCCACACUAACAGCGUUAGCAAAUGGGGGGGAUCACAAACAAAUAUGAAAAUGUCUCCCACUCCUCCCUAUAAAAGAAUGUUUGCUCAAUUUCAAAUGAUGAAAAAGAAAGAAAAAGAGAAGCCAACCAAGUGAAAGUGGGUAUUGUUUUUUGUAAAUACUUCCUUUUUUGUUAUAUACAGUAUGAUAAUACAGCUAAAGUAUUGCAGUUUGCGAUUGGAUCAUUUUCUCUAUCUAUGGAUGUACUUUGUUGUUUAGUUUUUCUCGGAACAAAAAACGUUUGCAGUUUCUCUUGUACUAUCAGGCUUCUGUGUUGUUGUGAGUUUGCCAGCUAGCUGACGUGUGUUUGCGGUGGUUAUUUUCUGACCAUGUCUGUGUCUGUCAGUCAGUCAGUCAGUCAGUCAGUCAGUCAGUGUGGGGAUUAUUAGAAUGCAAGCUGCACAUUGACUCCUGGAAGAGAGACUAGCUAGACUUCAGGAGACUUAUUAUAGCAUUUAUGAGCCGAUUCUCUCCUGUCUGUCUGUCUGAUCCCCCACUCUCUUACAUACAGUAGUACAUUCACACACAUGCAAGCGUGCGCACGCACGCGCACACACACACAUACUUUCAAACACACACACACAUUUUGUCAGUUGGGCAUUGCAGGGGUCACAUGACAUCCCUGGCUCAUACCAUGAUGUCACCUUUCAAUCCCUCUCUCAGCAUGUAUGUACCAUCUUAGACAUGUAGAUAAUGUAAUCGUGCCUAGAAUGCUACAAACUCAUAUAGCAGCUAACAUAGAGGCAAUGGUAGAUCCACAAGUUACAUCCAUGUACCACAAGCUUAUGGGCCCUCUCAUUUCUUUCACGUCGUACCAGAGAGGAACCAAUGCCAAAUGCUACUAGGAAGGUUUCACACUAUAUAUGGAGAAUCGUAGAAUAACUCUCUCAAUAUGGAGAAUGAAUCAUUGUACCUUCUUCUUAGUAUUUAAACAGCUUUUAACUGGGUACAGCAGACUAUGGCACACAAAUGGCAUAAACAGCUAAAGUAGGCAACAUGUAAGCCAAUCAACACAUAGACUUCAAAUAUCAGCUAGAUGAUGUUAGAUGUGUUAACAUGACAAUGGAAGACAGUGGCCAUCUGCAAAGGGUGCAUGCAAGUGUAUACAGGUCAGGUGUGUGUGUGUGUGUGUGUGUGUGUGUGUGUGUGUGUGUGUGUGUGUGUGUGUGUGUGUGUGUGUGUGUGUGUGUGUGUGUGUGUGUGUGUGUGUGUGUGUGUGUGUGUGUGUGUGUGUGUGUGCUGGGGAGCACAGGGAGCACAGUCAGGAAGUUGGAGCUGUAAAUCUGACCAUCGGUCACAUACUGAUGACAUCACAGCAUCCUGUCCGUGGUGAUGAAUCUGCCUGCCUCUCUCUCUUCCUGUUUGUGUGUUUCCCCCCUCCACAUAUAUCUUUGUGAGCAACCUGUGGUUAAUAAAGGUUUGGGGUUCUGUGAAUGA
This is a messenger RNA of Salmo salar (Atlantic salmon), 2454 nucleotides long. Its product is annotated as stathmin-2. Gene Ontology annotation, cellular component: growth cone; neuron projection; cytoplasm. The record is from RefSeq and is a predicted model, not a curated record. Gene Ontology annotation, biological process: microtubule depolymerization; regulation of microtubule polymerization or depolymerization; neuron projection development. Gene Ontology annotation, molecular function: tubulin binding. Lineage: Eukaryota; Metazoa; Chordata; Actinopteri; Salmoniformes; Salmonidae.